AUGCAUUUUUCUUGCUUUUUUGAGCGCUUCUAUCUUCUCACACAUCGAAUCAUUUCCUUCGUCCAAUUAGUGCUAAUUAUCUAUUCGUUAAUUGCUCUGACCUAUCAAUUAAUUCAAAGAAAUUGGCCAUUUUUCGAUCGAUUUUUCGAUCCACCCACAUUUUUGAUCUUCUCCUCGAUUGCUCAUGCUUUUUUGAUCAUUCAAUCGAUCGAAUUGAUUGGAGAAUCGAAAAAAACCGAUGAUUGUUCUGGAAAAGUGAUAGUGGAGAGUGUGGAAACGCAGAGAAACGAGAUGGGACGGAUGAAAAUGGCUCUGGUUGAAGAGAUCGUCAAGGAGGAUCAGGAUUUCAAAAUUCAUCUGAAAAUCACUGAUCCAUCUGGCGCCCCCAAAUCCCUCGCCGACACUGAUUUGAAUACAGAAGUUUCGAGAAAGUUCGAGAUGAAUUCCGAUUAUCGAUUUAUCGAUUUCUCCCGGGAAAUCAAUACGAAGACAUCGGUGGAGACGUCGAAGCAUCAGAAGACGACUCCAGAAGAUUCUGAUGAUGGAUUUUUGGCGCCGAAUUCGAAAUUUAAUGGGUGUAGAAAGCAACCCAAACCGCUGAGCCCAAGGAGAAUUUUGUGA
Messenger RNA from Caenorhabditis briggsae, 621 nucleotides. The record is from RefSeq and is a predicted model, not a curated record. NCBI's taxonomy places the organism in Eukaryota, Metazoa, Nematoda, Chromadorea, Rhabditida, Rhabditidae. The coding region runs from base 1 to 621 and encodes 206 amino acids. The transcript has 5 exons.